Aedes aegypti (yellow fever mosquito) is the source of this 5533-nucleotide messenger RNA. RefSeq names its product PR domain zinc finger protein 1 (gene Blimp-1). Gene Ontology annotation, molecular function: RNA polymerase II cis-regulatory region sequence-specific DNA binding; histone deacetylase binding; DNA-binding transcription repressor activity, RNA polymerase II-specific. The transcript is spliced from 7 exons. The record is from RefSeq and is a predicted model, not a curated record. Gene Ontology annotation, biological process: cell fate commitment; regulation of transcription by RNA polymerase II. Lineage: Eukaryota; Metazoa; Arthropoda; Insecta; Diptera; Culicidae. The coding region runs from base 1466 to 4567 and encodes 1033 amino acids. Gene Ontology annotation, cellular component: cytoplasm; nucleus.
CCCGAUUUAGUUGCUCCGAAGACAAUUCACGAGACGGACGCAUCCCUGCUGUCGGUUGUCGGUUUUGGAAGGAAGAAUCGAUAGUCCGGAUACGCGAUCGAGCUUCAGAGUUUGAUGUAGAUGUUCUGAGCGCUGCCGUGUAGUGUGGCACUCAGUUACAAGUGAGUUCGGGAAGAUCGCGACGGAGAGCUUUCGGGGCUAACAAACUGAUCUGGGUGGCAGUGUUGAGUCACACGCGAAUCACCGUGCACCAGUAGUCAGUGGGAGGCGCAGAAUUGUAGUUACAUAAGGGUUUUGUGCUUGUGACUUGUUGUUGCCGAUCGUGAUCGAUCGUUAUAUUUGGGGGAAAAACAGGAGCAAGCAUUGUGAGAAGCUCCAAGUGUGAUUAUAUUGGGAGUGAAAAAGCAAUUUGAUCCUUGUUGAUCUGGAGAAUCUACCAAAACAGAAAAAUCAAAGGAAUGAUCUUAAUGUAUGUGAUAAUCUUGAAACAAAGUGAUAUUACAACUUGAAGACCUGUGCUCUUGUGGGAAUUGUUAAGUAUUACCAGAUUGUAGUGGCAAAGCAGAAGAGUUGCGAAACAAAAAGGAUUUGAACGAGCGUUAAUCGAAGAAGACACGAACCUGUCAGCAAUACAACGAUCAUCUAUCCUGAACUUCAUCCAGAAGACAUCGACUGAAGUAAACGUAAUUCCAUCCAAAGUGAAUGAUAAGUGAUAAACAAAUUUAGCUCAACGAGUUAUCCAGUGUACACGUACAAAUAAAUGAUACAUUGAACCCAUCGUAAUCAACGACUGAAGAAUUAAUCCUAGGAGGAAGAACUCCGUGAAGAUAUCUAGUGCUACUCAAAGUGCAAUAUCAGUGUUGAAGCAAGGCAAAAUUUCCGCAAAAACAAGUCAAACAGGAAUCAAGUGAUUCCUCUGGAUUAAAUGGCAAGUGAGUGAGACGGGAAACGUUUUGCAGUGCACCAGAGUGAGACAUCGAAAUCGGGAAUAAACUGCGACUUUGCGAGCUGAUCUGUGUGCCCGAGUCCAGAGAUAUUGAAACCGAGAAGAACCCGCGGGAUCCGCAGAGUGACAAACUGCAUGAUCUCACAUAUUGUUUCCGCAAGUGCAAAUGAAUUCUCCCCCGUUGGAGUGACACCCAGAGUGAUUUGAAUAAGCUGGAACGCAAUUCUCUGUCGGAAAUCGAUCCCACAGGAACAAGUGUUUGUGUUGGAGUCAUCGUGGGGAAGAUUCUGGAGCUGAACUCGUGAUCGUGUAGGAGCACGCGUUCGCAAAAAUUAGCAAGAACUUCAAGAACUUCGAUCCUACCGCAGAAGAGUAUCGAGCAUACGAUCAGAUCAUAAACACUCAAUUAACAUGUACCUCGUAAUCGGCGGAGAUCGCCGCUGAAGGAUUACACCACUCCGCUUAGAAUAAGAUUAAUCGCAAUCUAUGGGCAUCAUAUAGAGGCAAAAGCUAACAACCAUGGCCGGAACGCAACCACCCCGGAGCGUGACGCCGACUGUCCAGCAGGACUACGACGUGACGCGUAUGCGCGAGGAGGACUUUGAGCGGCUGGCCGUCUACAUCGUGCCGGAUGUGCCCUGCGAGAAAGGCAUCCCCAGCCGGGCGGACAAAACCCUGCCCCGCAGCCUCACGCUCAAACCCUCGCUGGUCCUGUCGACGCCAACCGCGACGACGGAAGGAGUAUGGAGCACCGGAGUGAUACCCCGCGGUACUCGAUUUGGGCCCUUCGAGGGCGUACGGACACCCAGCCAUCCCAGCGACAAGCAGUUGUGGCGGUAUUUCUGGAGGGUCCAAGAGCUGCGACACGUUUCCUAUGGGAAUAUCAAGAUAUUCAAAGACAGCGACUUCUACUACCUGGAUGGCUCGGAUCCAGCGCAGUCCAACUGGAUGCGGUACGUCGCAUCGGCGUACAGCUUCUCGGUAAUGAACCUGGUGGCCUGUCAGCACCAGGAGCACAUCUACUUCUACACAAUCCGGGACAUCAUGCCCAACGAAGAACUGAUGGUUUGGUACUGCCGGGACUUUGCCAAACGGCUGGGCUACGAUAUUGAUCCCGAGCGGGCGACCUACUCCAUCUGUCGGGAGGAGACGCUCAAGAAGACGUACGGUGCAAUCGCUAAGGCGCCAGUACCGGCCGAAGUGGCCUACAAUCACGUCAAACACGUUAUGGGCCUUGGGAUGUACAUGCCGGCGAUACGGAACGCCCCAACGCCUAGCCCUUCGCCACCUGCCGCAGUACCCAGCACCACAACAGUUGUAGUUCCUUCCAAGCACCAGAUGCAUCAGACGGUGCUGCGAGAGCCGAGGACAGCGGUAGAACACCACCGGGACCGAUCGCCGGUCAGGCUUAUCAUCCGGGAACAAAGUCCACUGAGGGAAAGUGCAAAAGAGGUCGAUGCCAACUCACCGAUCUCACACAACGGCAAAGAGGCUCACUAUGAGCACCAAUUGACGCCGAACGAUGGUUCGGUAAGGUCUGACGAAGGAUACCACAGCAAUGGCUACCACGAGGAUGCUUUCACCCCUCCGGAAGACUCCAGUGACAGUGAGAGUGAGCAUAACUACGUGCUGGAUUGCUCGAAGAAGGCGAUCGAACCUAAGGAGACCAGCGUUAGUCAGAAGGCUGAGAUUUGUGAUAAAAAUGAGUACCGGAAGGUCAAAAUGAAAAUGCCAUUGAAGUAUGAGUUCAAGAACAAUAAAAACUUCAAAUCACCUAGCGAUAAGGAGGACAUAGUGGAGGAAGAGGAAGUUGUCACGACGAGGGAGGUUACUCCGGCCACAAGCACAGUUAUUGUGGUAGACACCACUCCAGAAACGACGAUUGUCCCCCUAACCAAAACAUAUUACGAAGCGGAGACUUCCACAUCUCCAGCAACUUACAUCCGAUACUCUCCGCCAAGUUCAAGUAUUCUUGAAACAAUCCUCACCGGCAGUCGACCACAGGUGGAUGAUCCUCACCGAAGGCAACCGAACGCUACGCCGCCUCCAACCUCCCCAACAGAAAUGGCCUAUUCGUACAAAAAAUCACAUCGGUAUGGUACCGCAUGCAGUCCAGACUCGAGUUCACAGAAUGCCGAACGCGAGAUCAGGGAAAGCGAACCACAAAUACUACAGGACACCAAGAUCAUCUCCAUAGAUCAUCGUGAAUCUCAGUCACCGACUUUGAUCUACAGCAGCGAACAUCGGCCGCAGUCGUCGCACUCGCCUGGUCCCUACGAGCCCUCCCCGCAUAAUUACGCCAUCUAUCCCUCACCGAACGGAACAGUGAUCAACAAUGCUUCCAGUUCGACCUACUCGCCACCUUUGAACGGUGGCCACUACGAGAGACUGACAACGCACACAAUCCAGUCCCCUCACGGAUUCGUGCAACUCCAAGCCAAGGGACAACUUCCUCUGGGACAUCCGCUGAUGCAGCCACUUCCCCCGUUGACGCACAUGUCUCCCGGAAGGUGUUCACCGCCCAGCAGCCUCAGCCCGGAUGGUGGUUCCUACUCGCGAAGUGGCAGCCCAAUGAGUCCGGGAAGUCCAGGAUCCCGAGGCUAUCGAAGUCUGCCAUACCCACUUCGCAAACGAGACGGCAAAAUGCACUACGAAUGCAACGUCUGCAGCAAGACCUUCGGGCAGCUGUCCAACCUUAAAGUGCACCUGCGAACUCACUCAGGCGAGAGGCCCUUCAAGUGUAACGUCUGUACCAAAUCCUUCACCCAGCUUGCCCACCUACAGAAGCACCACUUGGUGCACACCGGCGAGAAGCCGCACCAAUGUGAUAUCUGCAAGAAGCGGUUCUCCUCCACGUCGAACCUGAAGACCCAUCUGAGGCUACACAGCGGCCAGAAACCCUACGCAUGCGAUCUGUGCCCGCAGAAGUUCACCCAGUUUGUGCACCUGAAGCUGCACAAGCGACUCCACACCAACGAUCGGCCGUACGUAUGCCAAGGUUGUGAUAAGAAGUACAUCAGUGCUUCGGGACUGCGAACCCACUGGAAGACGACGAGCUGCAAGCCAAAUAACCUGGAGGAGGAGCUGGCGCUGGCCGCUGCUGCCACUUCCGAAUGUAUAGACAAAGAUCAACCGGACAGCAAUGAUCACCGAGAGUACUACGAACUGCAGAACCAUCCGCCCUCUCCAGUAGCUCCUCAUCAACUGAGGCACGUUGUAGUAGGUCACGGUUCUCCCCCAACUCUCCUCGGCAUGUCUCCGCAACAUCCAGGCCAUCUGAUCCAGGUUCACCCGGGAUCGGACGCGAUCAUUCAAAAAGUAGGCAAGCACCCCUCCAGUGGCAACAGCCCUUCCUCCACUACCACCACGAACAACAACAACCCAACCAUGGUGAAUGGCAACGUGCAUUACUUGGGAGGCCCCCUGCCACCUCAGGGACCUCUGCCACAUCUACAGCAUCACCCCCAUCACCAUCCCGCGUCCCAUCAACAUCAACCGCCUCAGAUCAGCGUUAUGGGGCACCAUGGAGGCGGGCCGGCUCCGCCCAAUUCGACGGAACCGCCAACCAGCCGACCCAGCGUGAUCGAGUCCAGCCAGCCAAUGAUCAUCGAGUGCACGUAGCUUCCGCUGCAGAUGGGCCCGGGACCUCCUCCGCCCCCCAUCCGGCAGGACAGUGUCAUCCGGGUGAUCGGUUGUUGAGCGCGGAGAUGGCGCGUAAGAUCUGAGGGAAUGAAUAUCUGUGAAUACUAGUUUUGUAAGAGUUACACACAUACACUUUGAACGUAGGACGCAGGAAAGAAAGCUGAAAACACACACUCACCCAAACAUACACACACAGCUAGCUGCUAAGAGGAGUAUAAAUUUAUAUAUUUAUUUUUUACCUAUUAUCAGCGCUAUUAAGAUAAGGAUGAAAAAAUUCGCAAAAAAAAACCGCAAAAACAAGCAAGCAUAAGGUUAAGUGUUCUUAAGGAUAAACUCUAGCGUUAUACGAUCCAUGAGUUUGCGAAACGAAGGCGAGGAAAUUUGUCACUUUUCUUUGGGACCGUUGCAAUCACUGAGAAAUUGCGAUCGUUUUGUAAAUAUAGCGCACUAAGUCAGUGGUUUCUCUGUGAUUAAUGGGCUGUUACUGGACUUCAGAAAAAGCAACUUUGACUGAAAUUUGGAUGUUACUCGCUGUCUUAUUUCAUGAUCUGAAAUAUCUAAUUUGGAAAAGUGUGAAAAUUUUAAGAAAAUUUCUUUCACUAGUGAUUAUGUUUUACAGACUGAUUUUUUCCUCUCUUGGUUUAAGACAAAUAAAAUUCGGUUUCAUAUUGAUACAAUCUUGAGAAGAAAUUUUUUUUGUCAAGCAGACUUUAUAUUGGGUUUUUAAAAUUCAUUUUCUUGGAAAAUUAGGCACCAUUUACAUUCUUCCUCAUCGCUGUCGUACGACUGUUGAGAGAAGCUGAUGAUAAAUUAUUAAAAAAUAUUAAUUAGCAAGUCUUUCACUGCCCAUAUUCGCAUAUUAAUCCGUUUUUUUAUAUUUUUUUUUAAAUAUGGGACAAUCAUGAGUUUAUGGGCAAUCCAAAUUUGAGAAACUUCCCAACGGAA